Colletotrichum truncatum is the source of this 822-nucleotide messenger RNA. RefSeq names its product O-methylsterigmatocystin oxidoreductase. The record is from RefSeq and is a predicted model, not a curated record. Gene Ontology annotation, molecular function: heme binding; oxidoreductase activity, acting on paired donors, with incorporation or reduction of molecular oxygen; iron ion binding. NCBI's taxonomy places the organism in Eukaryota, Fungi, Ascomycota, Sordariomycetes, Glomerellales, Glomerellaceae.
AUGGCUGCCUCCGCAUAUCGGCCCUCGUACGUAUCUAAGCUUAUCAAACAACUAGGAGAAGAUGAAGACGGACAGAUGUGUAACGAAGAUGAAGAAGCCGUUAUUUGGACAGCCGCAAGUCUUUAUGGCGCCGCCGCAGACACGGCAGUUAUUACCCUCAACGCUUUCACAUUGGCUAUGGUUCAAUUCCCUAAGGUUCAACGUAAGGCUCAAGAAGAAAUUGAUCGUGUCAUUGGCACAGAUCGUCUACCAACGUUUGAUGAUCGUGAAAACUUGCCAUAUGUCAAUGCAUUGGUCAAGGAGGCCUUGAGGUGGUGGCCCAUUGUACCAAUGAGCUUUCCCCAUACAGCUACGGACGACUUUGAGUUCAGCGGUUAUCACAUCCCAAAGGGCGCUAUUAUCUUGCCAUCCAUCUGGUGGUUCAUGAAAGAUCCAGAAAUCUACACCAGCCCUGAAGAAUUUGAGCCUGAGCGAUUUCUUGCGCCACGCAAUGAGCCUGACCCUACAGAGGAAGUCUUCGGCUACGGUCGUAGGGUGUGCCCAGGCCGUUUCUUCGCAGACGCCAGUCUCUACCUCAAUAUGGCACAAACGCUUGCAACUUUUAAUCUCAGCAAAACUUUGGACAAAGAUCGGAAAGAGACCACAUUGGAUGUAAAGAUGAAACCAGGUGUUCUAGCAUAUCCCACGGAGUUCAAAUUCAAAGCUGCGCCACGGAGCAAGAGGCAUGUAGAGCUUAUCAGGCGGCUUGAGGUAAAAUAUCCCUUUGAGCCAAGCGAUUCUUCACUUUUAGAAAGUACAGACGAUUUUGAUGUUAGGUACUAG